Messenger RNA from Oncorhynchus nerka (sockeye salmon), 2026 nucleotides. RefSeq names its product R-spondin-2-like. The record is from RefSeq and is a predicted model, not a curated record. Bases 104 to 844 code for a protein of 246 amino acids. The transcript has 5 exons. Lineage: Eukaryota; Metazoa; Chordata; Actinopteri; Salmoniformes; Salmonidae.
GUGACAAAUUGGAAUCAUUCAAGAAACUGGAGGAAGCGAACCAGAUAAUUCAUCCCAAACACCAUUGGCACUUCUUAUUCGAGUCGGAACACCAGCCGUCCAGAUGCAGUUUCGACUUUUCUCAUUGACUUUAAUCGUGUUGAACUGUAUGGAGUACAGCAACUGUCAAACGCAGUCAAAUCGCUGGAGGAGGAACAAAAGAGCUAGCUAUGGUGUGUACCCCAUCUGCAAGGGCUGCUCGGUGUGCUCCAAGGACAAUGGCUGCGUGAACUGCCAGCCCAAGCUCUUCUUGUUCCUGCGGAGGGAGAGGAUGAGGCAGUACGGCGAGUGUCUCCACGCUUGUCCGACGGGAUACUAUGGCAUUCGAGCUCCGGAGAUCAACACGUGCUCCCGGUGCAGGAUAGAUAACUGUGAGUCCUGCUUCAGUAAAGACUUCUGCACCAAGUGCAAGGCAGGGUUUUACCUGCACAAAGGGCGCUGCUCCGAGAAGUGCCCCGAGGGCUUUGCGCCCCUGGAGGACACCAUGGAGUGUGGAGAAGGCUGCGAGGUGGGCCAGUGGAGCGAGUGGGGGUCCUGCACCAGGAGAAACAAAACCUGCGGCUUCAAGUGGGGUCUGGAGACCCGGACGCGGCACAUCGUGAAGAAGCCGCCCAAGGACACUAUACCCUGCCCCACUAUCGCCGAGUCCAAGAGAUGCAAAAUGGCCAUUAGGCACUGCAGGAGAGGAGAAUCAGGGAAGCACCGACCCAAAGAACCAAAGAAGAAGUCCAACAAGCAGAGGCUCCGGUUCCAGGCCCAGAACCAGCACAGUGACCACCUGGCCUCCAUGAGCUCCAGCCAAUAGAGGACUGGAACCCCCCCCCCCCCUCCCCUUGGAACCUAAACAACACAAAGCUGCUAGCUGCUGCUCCACAAAUCCCCCCCACCCUCCGUCAACCCCGUCAACCCACCCUCCUACCCCAGCACACAGUCACACUACACCCUAUUAAUGACCCUACACAUGUCUAUGGUUGUAGUAAAGUACACAUAUGCCCUCUGUCCCUGUCUCUCUCUGCCUUCUGCUGCUUCCCUCGUACCGUAGAGUACCGCAUCGUAGUGUACCGCUGACAGAUCAGCCAAUCAGCUUCCUCCUUUGAGCCCACUGUGACAUCAUAGAACUCAUAGAAACAUUUGUUCCCUUUGCUCACACGUCAUGUACGUCUGGUUAGAACAAACCAAACGAGGGGCGACCGACACACACACACAGACGGACGGACUGAGGACGCGAAGGAGCAGAAGGAGAAUGAGGAAUGAGAUGGAUGUUGAUAAUAGUGAUGACGGUCCAGCUAAGGGGGCAAUGGAAGACGUCGAGACGACGAUUCCGACGGAGAGAGGAAGAGCGUGCAAAGAGAUGGAAUGAGAGGAUGAUCAAGAGAAGAGCAGAGAUUUGGCAGAAGCAACGAGGGUGACGGCUCUAAGUGACAUCUUUAAAUCAUUUAGACUUUUCUGUAUUUAUUUCAAAGCCAACUCGUAUUUUCCCCCCAUCGGAGGCGGUGUGUUCCAUGUACUGCCUGUUUGUUCACUAUGUACAUUUUUGAGAGUCAUGUUAAGGAAUACCAUUGCAUAGUUGCAAUGUAUUUUAUUCUCAGCACAAAAUGUUUACGUCCAGAACCGCUUCAGCUCUCUAACUGUACGGUGUGGAUAAAUAAAUGUAGUUGUUUGACUUAGCAUGGCAAAAAAACUCAUGUGUACAUAGUUGAUGAGUUUAUCCAAUUAUAAAACCUAUUACUGUGUUUUCGGUAUUGACUCUCCUUCAGCGUUCUAAAUGUUUUAGUGAAAAGGUUGUAAUAUCAAGCCACAGUUUCAAAAAGAUUGAAAACAAAGUAAUAAACAUAGCCACCACAUAGCUAUUACAUUUAUAUGGUAUAUAUUUGAUUUAUUUAUUGAUUCUAUUUUGUACUUUUGUGUUCGUGACAAUUUUGUCUCAUACUGUUACUACUCUGUGCUGAAAUAUGAUUUGAAUCCCACAAUACAGAUAUCUUUAAAA